Molecule: messenger RNA, 8364 nt
Organism: Harpia harpyja (harpy eagle)
Lineage: Eukaryota; Metazoa; Chordata; Aves; Accipitriformes; Accipitridae
Gene: KCNN3
Product: potassium calcium-activated channel subfamily N member 3
Exons: 8
Coding region: 136-2139 (667 amino acids)
Biological process (GO): potassium ion transmembrane transport
Cellular component (GO): neuron projection; neuronal cell body; plasma membrane
Molecular function (GO): calmodulin binding; small conductance calcium-activated potassium channel activity
Source: RefSeq, a predicted model, not a curated record
GGCGGCGGCGGCGGCGGCGGCGGCGAGCGCGCGGCAGCGGGCGAGCGCGCGGCGCCCAUUCAUGAUCCAGCUCGCGGGGCCGGUGCCCGGUAAAGCGGAACCGGUGCCCGAUAAAGCGGUGCCGGUCCCACCGUUAUGGAGACAUCGGGGCAUCUCCACGAUUCGGGCGUGGGGGACCUGGAGGAGGACAGUCGGUGUCCCUGCCCCUUACCGGGGGACGAACGGUCACCGCCACCACCGCCACCACCGCCGCCGCCGCCUCCCGCCGCGCUGCCGCCGCUCCAGCACAGCCUGUUGCACUCCUCGCCCGGGUCGUUACGGGCCCCUCCUCCUCCUCCCGCCGCCCCCGCCGCCCUCCACCCUUCCUCCCGCCACGGCAGCCAGCUCAACCUCGGCGACCACCCGGCGGGCUCCGGACCGGGUAGCGGUAAACACCGGCAGCCCAGCCCAUUGGUCCACCGGCGGGACAGCAACCCCUUCACUGAGAUCGCCAUGAGCUCCUGCAAGUACAGUGGGGGGGUGAUGAAGCCCCUCAGCCGGCUCAGUGCAUCCCGCAGGAACCUCAUCGAGGCCGAACCGGAGGCGCAACCUUUGCAGCUCUUCGGGGCCGGCGGACCCCCUGAGAUCGUCGUCUCGCGCGAAGACAACCAUGCGCCCGCUGCCUGCCGCCCCGACCGCCCGACUGCCCGCCCGGCCCCCGCCGCCUUUGCCAAGGGGCCCAAGCGCAAGGCGCAGAACAUCGGCUACCGGCUGGGGCAUCGCCGGGCGCUCUUCGAGAAGCGGAAGCGCCUCAGCGACUACGCGCUCAUCUUCGGCAUGUUCGGCAUCGUCGUCAUGGUCAUCGAGACCGAGCUCUCCUGGGGGCUCUACUCCAAGGACUCCAUGUUCUCCCUGGCCCUGAAAUGCCUUAUCAGCCUCUCCACAGUCAUCCUGCUGGGUCUCAUCAUUGCCUACCACACACGGGAGGUGCAGCUCUUUGUGAUCGACAAUGGAGCUGACGACUGGCGGAUAGCGAUGACGUACGAGCGCAUCCUCUACAUCAGCCUGGAGAUGCUGGUUUGUGCCAUACACCCCAUCCCCGGGGAGUACAAAUUUUUCUGGACAGCCCGCCUGGCUUUCUCCUACACACCUUCUCGGGCAGAGGCGGACGUGGACAUCAUCCUGUCCAUCCCCAUGUUCCUGCGCCUCUACCUGAUCGCUCGGGUGAUGCUGCUGCACAGCAAGCUCUUCACUGAUGCCUCCUCGCGCAGCAUCGGGGCGCUCAACAAGAUCAACUUCAACACCCGCUUUGUCAUGAAGACUCUCAUGACCAUCUGCCCCGGGACAGUGCUGCUGGUCUUCAGCAUUUCCCUCUGGAUCAUUGCUGCAUGGACGGUCCGGGUGUGUGAGAGGUACCACGACCAGCAGGACGUAACCAGCAACUUCCUGGGUGCCAUGUGGCUCAUCUCCAUCACCUUCCUCUCCAUCGGCUAUGGUGACAUGGUCCCGCACACCUACUGUGGGAAGGGUGUCUGCCUGCUCACCGGCAUCAUGGGUGCUGGCUGCACGGCACUGGUGGUGGCUGUGGUGGCCAGGAAGCUGGAGCUCACCAAAGCUGAGAAGCAUGUCCACAACUUCAUGAUGGACACGCAGCUGACAAAGCGGAUUAAGAAUGCGGCAGCCAACGUCCUGCGGGAAACGUGGCUCAUUUAUAAGCACACCAAGCUGCUGAAGAAGAUCGACCACGCUAAAGUCAGGAAGCAUCAGAGGAAGUUCCUACAAGCCAUUCACCAGUUGCGGAGCGUGAAGAUGGAGCAGAGGAAGCUGAGCGACCAAGCCAACACCCUGGUCGACCUCUCAAAGAUGCAGAACGUCAUGUAUGACCUCAUCACCGAGCUCAACGACCGCAGCGAGGACCUGGAGAAGCAGAUCAGCAGCCUGGAGUCCAAGCUGGAGCAACUCAGUGCCAGCUUCAACUCCCUGCCCCUGCUGAUGGCUGACAUGCUGCGCCAGCAGCAGCAGCGCCUGCUCGCCGCCGUCCUGGAGGCGCGGGGGGUUGGCGUGCCGGUGGGCCCCCCCCAAACUCCUCUCUCUGAGAGCCCCAUCGGGGUCAGCUCCACCUCCUUCCCCACCCCUUACACAAGCUCAAGCAGCUGCUAAAAUGCAGCCCCUCAGCCCCCCCACGGACAGGGGAAGCAUUUCCACGCAGGUCCUGAAGUCUCCAUGGACUUUCUUCUGGUCCUCAAACUGCCGCAGGACCCUUCCGCCGGAGCCGGAGGGACCGGCAGUGCCGAGCGAUGCUCGGAGCUUUGCCAACACUUUGGUAUCGGGAAUCGCAUCCCCGUUCAGGUGCCUCUACACGUGGUGAAGGAAGGGGACGGGAGACAACGCCUCGGGCAAGCCCGCACCGCGGCGUCCGGUGGCGGACGGAAAACCCACGCUCAAUCUCAGGUCUUCAUAUUUGAAAACAAAACAACAAGUCAGAAGCACUGAAGCAACGGAGACACCAGAGGGAGAGUUUUCCUCCCCUGUGUGGAUCCCGCCGGGGGCCAGGGCGCUCCCCUCGCCCCCUGCCCCUCUCACCAUCGCAAAGCCCUGCCAGGCAGAUGCCAAUGUGGUGGUUUCUUGCACAGGCUCUGACCUACGCUGCCCACGCUCCAUCCCAUCUCCUUACCAGGACCCACAUGAACCCCCUGCAACAUUGCAGGGCGGGUGACAGUGUCUGGCCGUAACCUGCCCGGGGGGUUCUCCAGUGCUGUGAGUGUUUUCUGCCUGGGCAUAACAAGGGACACUUCUUGCUGGUCCUCGGUGUCACAUUCUGCCUGGAGACGUGUGCCAGAGCUGGGAAAGCAGUGCCUAAAGGAUGUGGGGCUGGGCAGGGCUGCCCCCAGCUGAUGUGGUGAUGGCCAAUGACAGGGCUGGCUGGCCAGCCCGGACGCUGGGGGGGGUCUCCAGGUGCUCAUGUCACCACCCACCCAGGAGCCCCCCCAGCAUUUUGGGAAGUCAGUGGGCUCUUGGCAGCGGCCUCAGAACUGCCGGAUGAAAAACCUCAUCAGCUACAACCACCUCUGCUCGCACCAGGAAUGUCCGUGCUCAAGCGCAGCCAGCAGUGCCGAAUCCACCAGGGUCAAGCAGGGGCUUGCUGGCAAGUGAUACAGUAGUGGGGGCAGGCACUUCAUCUGUUUAAAACAAAGCCCAUUGCCUUCAUGCUGCUUCUGCUGGGUUUGGUGGGGAUCAGUGGCACCAUCCGGUGCCAUCUCAGCAACAGCGCCCAUGCUCGGCAUUAGCCGCUGCCUGUGCCUGCUGAAGCGCAGCCCAUCAUGCUUUACUUUUUUUUGCCGGCGGUCAGCUUCCUGAGGUACCCUUGGCAUCACCUGGCUACUUCUGGAACCAGCCAUUUUCUGUUCUGCUUUCACCAUUUCCCCCUUUUUCCUCCCCAGUUCUGCCCUGGGGUUGUGUUCGGGUUCUGCUGGGUCCUUGCACGGAGCCUUGCCUGCUGCUGCUGGGCUCUGGCUUUGGGGCUGGUGUUUGCUGCUUUCAAUGAAAACUCAGCAGAGGCUAUUUAUAUAUUUUUAAACAGAUGAAGUAACCAUGUAAUUACUCCGUGAUAUUAAUUACACCUCACCCAGCAGUGUCAGUAAUUGUAAUCAAAGUUACUGUGUUACUCCAGGUAUACUCAGCCUGUAAUCUUCUCCUGUGUAACUCUUUCCCUUCCAUAAAUAACGCUGGAUUUUGUGCGCACAUAGGCAGGGACGUAUCAGCCCGAUGCUGAGGAAUUUCUGUGCAAAUCUCCACUUGCCGCCAGUGGUAGGUGGCUUAUUCUUUGUGCCCUACAAUUAAAGUUACACAGAAAACAAGCAGUAGUUAGUGAAGAGCUCUCCCCCCUGCUGGCCCCAGCCAGCGGCAGGAGGAGGAAGAAGAGGAGGAAGGCUGCAAGGCAACAGCGGGAGUACUGCAAAAUGAGCUCCUGGAGCUGCAGAGGUGGUUGUGUUGAGCCCGUUGGUAGCAGGGUAGCAAGACAUGGUCGUUUCCAUCACAUUCAGGGAGGAGAGGAGGCGCACGGCGAUUGCUGCCAGCCUUUUCUGAUCCUCGGCCGGCAGGAGAUACUCGGCUUCUGGGAAUGAGCUGCUCUUCCCCUCUUCCAAGCUCUUGUCAUUAGUAUAAUUGCAGGGUGGGCAGGAUGGCUGGGAGAGCAUUGCUACCUUGGCAGUCCCCCCAAGGUCUAUUCUUAGUCCUGCUGCUGCUCCCCAUGUGCCUACAGGUGACCCUCAGCCCUACCUCCCCGGCAGAAGCUUCUGCCCACCUCUGUAAGGAGGUUUCCAGUGUGGCAAUGGAGAAAAGGUUGCAAAUUCUGAGAAUGAGCCUGAAAUGCAGCGUCUUCACUGGCCUGCAGGCAGCCAGCAGAGAAAAAGCUUCUGCACCUCUCCCAGGGUUCAGGCACGAACAAACUGCUGUGUGUAACAGGGCUGUGUAUGGGGUGAGGUGCAAAGAUGUAUCCGAAGGUGUCAGAGAGCCAGAGGAAGUAUUGCUGCUCGAGAAUCUCUGUCACCAGUGGGAACCUCCUUACGGGCUAAUGAUCAAGUCUGGGAAAUCAAACCAAGUCAGACAAGACUGGGUUGCUGUCAAGACCUGUCAGCUUGCUGGGACCGGAGGCGCUGAAGGGGAGUGAAGGGCCAGUGGUGAGCACUUCAGGAUUGCAACUGGUGCAAGAGAUCCUUGUCUUGGGGCAGACCCACUGCUUCAGUGGGAUUUCACCAGGGCUGACAGGAGCUGGGCUGGGGCAGUAUGAUCUCUGCACCUCGCACCCCAUACCCUGCAUCCCCCAGCCUCACCCCUGCAACCCAAAUGAGGCCUCUGCCUGAGACCUUGCAGCCCUGGGUCUGUACCUUGUACCCUGCAUCCUGCACACCCCUGUGCCCUCAUCCCACACCCUGCUCCCUGCACCCCACCCCCUGUACCCCUGUAUUGCACCCUCACCCCUGCCAGUACUUCAACACUGUUGCCAGUAGCCCUGAGCACCAGGCUCACCAGACCCCACCAAGGCCAGCACCGAAACUAACCCCCUGCCCCAGCCCCGCUGCUGGGACUGGGGAGCUGCCCUGAGGCCAUGGUGAGGGCAGGCAUGGGGGGGAGCCCCCAGCACCCCAGCACAGUCCAGCCCAUGGCAUCCCCCAGUGCUGGGGGUCUCUGGGACCAGGGUGCCCACCUGGAGCUGCUGCCCUGCUCCCUGCAAGUGGCUCUUGGUCACCAGCAGUUGAGCGGCCUCGGUGCAGGUGGCAGCCCCCAGCUCACACCCAGUGGAGCGUGGUAGCUCAAGCUGGAGCUUCCCUUCCUGGCAGCGGCUGGCAGGUCUCCAUUACAGAGCUCCGGUAAAUGCUCCCCAGCCAGUGCUGUCUACACACCCUGAGAAUGUCAUUUUGGAGCCUGUGGCCCCAAGGGCAUGAGGACAAGCAGAGAGAAGAGCUAGGACCAGUGACCAAGGUGGAGGAAAAGCACAAGAAAAAAACUGCGACGCAGAGUUAUAAUCCCAAAGAGAUGCUGACCUUCCGCAGCUGGGAAGCAUCCGACCCCAUGCGCCAACAGGGCUGAACCCUGAAGCCCCUCCAGGACCCACCUAGCCACAGCCAGUCUCAUUUUUGGCACAGCCUCGGUUUUUUUGCUCCACGAACCUCCUCCCUGCGCUACCUGCAAGGAAACGUCCUAGAAAUGCCAGAAAAAUACCACAUCCUCUCUGCAAACUCACAGGCGUUUCUGUCCAGACUUAAGGAGCUUUGACCUGGGCUUGCAUCUUGCCUCUGUACUGCUCGCUUCUUUUUUAACAAUAGGGGAAAGCAUAAUAGUUUAUUUUAACUAUGAAAUAUAUUGCUAUAUUAUAAAGGUUAUUGUAACUUUCAAUUAUGGUUUUGUACCCAACCUGGUUGUCAGCAGGCAGCAACGCCAGCCUGCUGCCAAAAAUGUCUGUUUCUGAGUACAGCCGCUGCUCCCGGUGAGGAUGGAGGCCAGGGUGGCAGAGGAGGGGCAGAGGACCCCAGCCAGAAAGGCUCCCCACGCUCCUUAUCCUUUACCCCCCAGGUAUUCGUUCCCAUUACCUGGAAGCUGGCCUUUAGCAGGUCCAGAUCCACAUAGGCUGAUGGCGCCAGAGCUUUGCUUCUCCCUAGGCAAAGAUCUGCCCCCCCCUUUUCUCCUGGGGUCUCAGCAGUUUCUGGAAAGCCAUUCCCCCUCCAGGUCAUCUCCUUCAGCUGAAGGAGGGACUCAGCUCCCUACGCAUGAGCUGUGCAAGAGCCAAAAUUCCCCCUUUCCCGCAGGAUGCAGGCUCUUGUGGAAGAAGUAGUGCGGAGCACAAUGCUCCCCUUCUCCAGCCAGACUUUCAGCAUGUUUUGUCUCAGCACGGGCAGGAUCCACGCAGGCUUUGAACUAGGGAAUGACUUGUGCCUAGGAAAGGGUGAUGGUGCUGGUCUGCACCAUACUGGCUGCUGAAACACGCUGCUCUGCCUUUAGCCUGGUGACCGGCCGGCAAGCAGGCAGGACUGUUCCUGCCUGCUUUAGCGCCCUAGACGUGGAGCCGGGCUGUGUGGCGUUUGCUUAGAAGGAGGCAGGCAGAAAUAGCAUGCUCACUUUUUCUUCUCAGGUCAACACCUAAUUUCUGGGAUGGGGGUAAGGGCAGCCCUUCCCCGGUGACCUGCACUGUUGCAGGCAAGGUCUGCGCUCCCGGGAGUGAUCCUGCUCUCCCGGGGUGAAUUGCUCCGAGGGAAUGCAGCCGCUGUGCCUGAGAGGUGUCCAGUUCUGGCUUCACGCCCUGCCCUGGGGAGCUGCGGCUUUUGCUCCCUCCAACCUGAGGCUGCAAUGGUGUAGGAGGACAAAGUCCUGAGCAUGAAAGAGAAACAUGAUGAGGUUGCAGGGACUGCUCCAUCUCAGCCUUCCAGCUGAUGUACUCCUCAAGCCUCAGAGAGCAUUCUCUUCCUUACCUCCAGCCCCUGAGCUGCUGGACCUGAUCCCCAUUGGAUCAAGAUCUGUGGGCAAAUAAGUCUUAAAAUGUUCUUUUGCAGCCCUGAUGCUCCUUCCUGGCCAGUCUUCCCACAUGGAACAUGACCACAUCCAGGAACGAGCAGCGCCUAUGGGACCAAUUCCUGCUGCUUUUGUCCAGAGAAACCCUAAAAGCCCCAAAGCUGGCUCUUCCCCAUGAGAGUCGCAGUCACUGCCGUGCUGUCAUUGGUAUCACUGUUAUUACUGUCACAGCUGUGCUGGCCUGACCCUCCCAGGCCAGUUAAACCCCAAAGGGUCAGCAGUGAGCUGCCAUGAGCUCUGGCAGCUCCUUGCUGGUCCUCUAGACCUGAAAUCCCCCCUCAGAAACCAGCUGGCAGAUGGUGGCUGCCUGGGAUUGUCUGGUUGGGGCUGUUCCUGCCCUACACAUUUGGCCCCACUUGUGGGGUGGUUGUUGGAGGCUGCUGCCCCUUGUUGGGACAUGGCUGGGACCAGCUUGGGGGUUUAUAGCUCUGCCAGAGGAGAGGGGCUGGUUCCCCCCGGGGAGGGCAAGGCUGAGCGUCCCCUGCUGCCAGCUGGGUCUGGGGGUACCUGGGGAUUUCUAGGGUGCUUUGGCCCUCUGCACCGCUCUCCCUCGGGCUUCUCCUGCCCAGCAGCUCCCAGCUGGCUCAGAGCCCCUGUGCAAGGGCCACCGGGUAGGUUUGCUGGUGGGGAAGGUGAUUCCUCAGCAGUUUGAGAAGGGGAGGAUGCUGCUUCAAGGCUCUGCACUGGUCCCAGCUUCUCUUCCAGCUCUGAGCUUGCUCCUGAAAGGCACUGAGAGGGCUCAGGGCAGCAGAGAGGGGCUUUUGCAGGGGAGAGGAAAAGCUGCUCCAUGGGAUUAAUUAUUUCCCUGUGGGAUGAGCCACCUCAGAGCUCCAUGGGGCACUGGACAGGGCUCUGGCACUACCUGCCCGGUGGGUGGUCUUGGCCAGGACCUGCAGUGCUGUGGGUGCUGAAAGACAUGCGCCCAGCUCUGCUCCUUCUUCUGCCCAAAGCGUUCUUCCUCCCACUGAGGUCUCAGCAUGCCCUGACCUGCCAAUGCACUUCCCAGCAGGAGCUGCUUGCGUGUUUCUGUGGUCAGGAUCUGGCCCUGGGCUUACAUCCCUCCUUCUGGUCCGAUCACUUGGCCGGAGGGAAGGGAGUGGGGACUGGCCUGUCUCCACAGCCUUGCCAUAAACCCAAGCUGUACCCAGAAACAGGCGUGUUUUAAACUAUGGCUUUAACCUGUUCACUGUAAAAAGUGCCUUGGACUUUAAUCUGAAGAGGUCAGUAUCUAUAAAUAUUUACCUGUGCGGGUGUGUAAGUAUGCAGCUAUCUAUGUAUAGUUACACACACAAAUAUAUGAUAUAUACGUACAUCUAUAAA